Molecule: messenger RNA, 1905 nt
Organism: Knipowitschia caucasica
Lineage: Eukaryota; Metazoa; Chordata; Actinopteri; Gobiiformes; Gobiidae
Source: the annotation of a GenBank genome assembly
AUGGCUGCAGGAGUCUUCCUGUUUCUAGCGUUCAACUUGGUCUUUUUAUGUACCAGUGGAAACCAGGUCUCAAAAAGGUCUUUCUCAAUUGACUACAACAACAACUGCUUCAUAAAAGAUGGAAAGACUUUCCAGUACAUCUCAGGCAGCAUCCACUACUCCAGGGUCCCCAGGGCCUACUGGAGAGACCGGCUUUUAAAGAUGUACAUGACUGGACUGAAUGCGAUCCAAGUAUAUGUACCAUGGAACUUCCACGAGUCCACAGAGGGUGUUUACAACUUCACAGGAGACAGAGACUUGGUGCAUUUCUUAGAUUUGGCCAAUCAGACCGGACUUCUGGUAAUUCUGCGCCCAGGGCCUUACAUCUGUGCAGAAUGGGAAAUGGGGGGACUUCCAGCAUGGUUACUUCAGAAACCAAACAUUAUCCUUCGAUCAGCUGACGCAGAAUAUCUUCAAGCUGUUACCAACUGGUUUGCUGUUCUUCUCCCAAAACUCAAACCCUGGCUCUAUAUCAAUGGAGGAAACAUUAUUACUGUGCAGGUGGAGAAUGAAUAUGGAAGUUACUUUGCAUGUGACUACAACUAUAUGCGGCACCUUCGUACUCUGUUCCGUCUCUUUCUGGGAGACCAGACGGUCUUGUUCACCGUCGAUGGAAACACAGACAAAGAGAUGACAUGUGGUAGUUUAGGAGGAUUAUAUGCCACAGUGGACUUUGGUACAGACACAAACGUAAAAGAAGCUUUCAAAAGACAGAGACGGUUUGAACCCAGGGGUCCAUUGGUGAAUUCAGAGUUCUACACUGGUUGGCUGGACCACUGGGGAGACCCGCAUGCCAUGGUGGGCACAGAAAAGAUAAUUCGAGUGCUAUCAGAAAUGUUAGUUUUGGGAGCUAACGUAAACAUGUACAUGUUUGAAGGAGGUACAAACUUUGGAUACUGGAAUGGUGCUGACCAUGACACUCGGUAUCGCUCGGUUGUAACCAGCUAUGAUUAUGACGCCCCUCUCUCUGAGGCUGGAGACCCCACUGAAAAACUGCUGGCCAUCAGAGAAGUCAUUAAAAUGUUUAGAGACGUUCCUACCGGACCUAUGCCUCCUGCCACUCCCAAAUAUGCAUAUGGAUUUGUCACACUUAAAAAGGUUGGUGAAGUGGGCUCCCUCUUAAGCAUCAUCUCACCCAUGGGGCCAGUGAAAUCUCAGUAUCCUCUGACUUUUGAACAACUCAAACAGUACUAUGGUUACGUGCUGUAUCGGACCACAUUGCCCCGGGACCUCUCAGAGCCCACCCCACUUAUCUGUCCUCUCAAUGGGAUUCAUGACCGUGCAUACGUGUCGGUCAAUGGGGUUUACCAAGGUCUAUUGGAAAGAGACAUUACACUUGUGACAAACGUGACUGGAAAGCAAGGCGACACAUUGGAUAUUUUGGUCGAAAACAUGGGCAGGGUAAACUUUGGCAGCAAGAUCAAUGACUACAAGGGUAUUUUGAGUAAUCUAAUUUUGGGUCAAGAUGUAUUGACUGACUGGAACAUAUAUCCUCUGGACAUUGAUGGAGCCAUUGCUGGUGGAUGGCCUCAUUCGGUAAAUGCAAAGCUCAAACCUCCCGCAAAGAAAGAAGAGCUUUUGGGACCAACAUUCUAUAUGGGAACUUUUGAGUCCAAUGGUCUUACUUGGGACACCUUUCUUAAACUCCAUGAAUGGACAAAGGGGCAGGUAUGGAUCAAUGGCAUAAACUUGGGUAGGUACUGGCCUGCGCGAGGACCUCAGCAGACUGUGUAUGUCCCAGGACCCCAGCUCAGCUCCACUCAGACCAACAACAUCACCAUUUUGGAGCUGGAGGGAGCUCCAACACAUUUGAGAGCUCUGUUUAUGGACCGACCUCUGCUCAAUAUCACCACCAGUAGAUCCUGA